Messenger RNA from Amborella trichopoda, 2430 nucleotides. It is a transcript of the gene NTRC, whose product is annotated as NADPH-dependent thioredoxin reductase C. Gene Ontology annotation, biological process: removal of superoxide radicals. Gene Ontology annotation, molecular function: thioredoxin-disulfide reductase (NADPH) activity. The record is from RefSeq and is a predicted model, not a curated record. Gene Ontology annotation, cellular component: cytoplasm. Lineage: Eukaryota; Viridiplantae; Streptophyta; Magnoliopsida; Amborellales; Amborellaceae.
GAGAGAGAAAGAGUUGUACUUACUUGUUAGAGAGAGAAACCUAGAGAGAGAGAGAGUUACAUUUGUGUGUGGUUCGAAAUGCGUGUGCAGAUAGAGGGAGGGAAUUGGUGCUCCGUCGCGCGUUCCGGGAAGCCGGCCCCUGUUUCCAAGCGUUGGAAGAGGCCGGCCAUGGCGACUCCACCCUGCUACUGCAAUUAUAUUAACAAUUACAAUCAUACCUUCGACCUUUACCAUUCUCUCUCUCCUCCCCUCUCUCCCUCUCUAAGCAUACUCCUCGUUAGUGGGCGGAGAUUUCGUGGCAAAUGGAGUUUAGGGGUUGGGCGCCAUGGAAUCAGGUCCUCGUCUUCGUCUCUCACUGCAAGAGCAGCUGCUGCCAUUGUUGCAGACAAACUGCAAACUCCCGAAGCUCCAGUUGUUUCUCGUAGAGGUGUUGAGAAUUUGGUAAUAAUUGGCUCUGGUCCUGCUGGUUACACGGCAGCAAUAUAUGCAGCUCGUGCAAAUUUGAAGCCUCUUGUAUUUGAGGGAUAUCAAGUAGGUGGUGUCCCUGGAGGCCAAUUGAUGACUACCACAGAAGUUGAGAAUUUCCCUGGUUUUCCCGAUGGCAUUAGUGGACCAGAUUUGAUGGAUAGUGACGUUAUAUUGAAUAGGAUGCGUCGGCAAGCUGAGCGCUGGGGUGCUGAACUUUUUCAGGAGGAUGUCGAAUACCUUGACUGUAAGAGCAGCCCUUUCACAAUAAGGAGCAGUGAACGUGAGGUAAAAUGCCAUACUCUUAUAUAUGCCACUGGGGCCACUGCAAGGAGGCUAAGAUUGCCUCGUGAAGAUGAGUUCUGGAGCAGAGGAAUAAGUGCCUGUGCAAUAUGCGAUGGGGCAUCUCCACUCUUUAAGGGGCAAGUGCUUGCAGUGGUUGGAGGUGGUGAUACAGCUACAGAGGAAGCAUUGUAUCUCACCAAGUAUGCUCGUCAUGUACACUUACUAGUUCGUGGAGACCACUUACGUGCAUCCAAAGCAAUGCAAGAUAGAAUUUACAACAAUCCGAAUAUUGCGUUGCACUUCAACACGGAAGCUGUGGAUGUUGUUAGCAAUAGCAAAGGCCAGAUGUCUGGUAUUCUACUGAAGAAGACUGAUACAGGGGAACAAUCUGUCCUGGAGGUUAGGGGCCUAUUCUAUGGUAUUGGCCAUUCACCUAGCAGCCAGUUGUUGCAAGGACAAGUUGAACUUGAUAGCUCUGGUUAUGUGGUUGUAGAAGAGGGAACGGCAAAAACUUCAGUUGAAGGUGUCUUUGCAGCUGGGGAUGUGCAGGACCAUGAAUGGAGACAAGCCAUAACUGCAGCUGGCUCUGGCUGUGUGGCUGCUUUGUCUGUCGAGAGAUAUCUUGUGACGAAUGAUCUCCUGGUUGAAUUUCAUCAGCCCCAACUGCAAGAACAAAAGAAAGACAUUUCAGACAGAGAUGUAGAAAUGGGCUUUGACAUUAUGCUCACCAAACACAAGGGUCAGUAUGCACUAAGAAAAUUGUACCAUGAAAGUCCAAGACUUAUAUGUGUCCUCUAUACAGCACCAACAUGUGGCCCUUGUAGGACACUAAAGCCCAUUCUGAGUAAGGAAACAUGAGGACUUGUACAAUAAAUUUUCACGAGGAAAGAUCUCUCUAGCCCAUGAGUUUAUUGAGAGCCUUGAUCUGCAAAAGUUCAGUGGAAGUUGAGGACAUUGACUUUUUAUCAAAUAGGAAGUUCAACAAUGUUUUGCCAUAAUCUUAUUUGGAUGAGUAUGUAACACCUUGUAAUAUUUGGAGAAAUGUUGGUACUAGACAAGAUGCAUUCUCUUUUUCAGUUGAAAAUUUGGAUGUGUCCCCUAAUGAUAGGAAUACACCUCAUAGGAUGCUAAUGGAUUUUCCAAGAUAAAAACAAACAGAUGGGUCUUCUGUAAUUCGUUAGCUCUUAGGGGAUCAUCUUUGGUCACAUCUCACUGACUACAUGCAGAUGAAGUUGAUGACGAGAGUUCGUUGACUUAUCCUACAAAAUAUAGAUGCAUCACAGGGAUCCAUCGGUACAUUACUUUUGCUGGAAUAGAUAUCAAUUAUGCAUGAAUUCUCCAAGAACAUCCAAUUUGGAUGGAACAAAAAGCAUAUCCUUUGAUAUCUCAGUUAUAAAGUGGUUGCAUUUACUUUAUCUGUUAGAGCUGCAGAAGCGACAUGUAGUGGCAUGAUCUGCCAUCAAUUGCCUAUUCCUCAGAAGGCAUGCCCCAUGGUCUUCUAAUUGUCGGGUUUGAUGCUGAAAAGAAAGGACUUGCCUAUGUGGCAUGAAUCAUUUAUCUAUCUUGAGUUACUCUUAUGAAAUGGAAACUGAAGCAAUAAAAAAGGUGUAUUUUAUUUGUCUUCUCUUUGAAUCUUAUUGACAUGAGCUAAAGCUCAGGAAAUUCAGUAAGUCUGUGUAC